Molecule: messenger RNA, 1812 nt
Organism: Globicephala melas (long-finned pilot whale)
Lineage: Eukaryota; Metazoa; Chordata; Mammalia; Artiodactyla; Delphinidae
Gene: ENPP7
Product: ectonucleotide pyrophosphatase/phosphodiesterase 7
Source: RefSeq, a predicted model, not a curated record
AUGCGAAGCCCGGCUGUCCUCCUCGCCGUGGCUCUGGCCACCCUCCUGGUUCCAGCAUCAGGGGCGCCCAUCCAGCGGCAGGGGUCCCGGAACAAGCUACUCCUGGUGAGCUUCGAUGGUUUCCGCUGGAACUAUGACCAGGACGUGCACACCCCCAACCUGGACGCCAUGGCUCUCGAUGGGGUGAAGGCUCGCUACAUGACUCCGGCCUUUGUCACCAUGACCAGCCCCUGCCACUUCACUUUGGUCACCGGCAAAUACAUCGAGAACCACGGGGUGGUUCACAACAUGUUCUACAACACGACCAGCAAGGUGAAGCUGCCCUACCACGCCACACUGGGCAUCCAGACGUGGUGGGACAACGGCAGCCUGCCCAUCUGGAUCACAGCCCAAAGGCAGGGCCUAAAGACCGGCUCCUUCUUCUACCCGGGCGGGAAUGUCACCUAUCAAGGCGAGGCCGUGACGCUGAGCCGAAAGGAAGGCAUCCUGCACAACUACAAGGACGAGAAGGAAUGGAGAGCCAACAUCGACACUGUGAUGAAGUGGUUCACAGACGAGGGCCUGGACCUGGUCACCCUCUACUUUGGGGAGCCAGACUCCACGGGCCACAAGUAUGGCCCCGAGUCCCAGCAGAGGAAGGAUAUGGUAAGGCAGGUGGACAGGACCGUGGGCUACCUCCGGGACAGCAUCAGGAACAGCAGCCUGGAGGGCAGCCUCAACCUGAUCAUCGUGUCCGACCAUGGCAUGAGCACCGUCAACAAGAAGGCCAGUGACCUGGUGGAGUUCCACAAGAUCGCCAACUUCACCUUCAAGGACAUUGAGUUUGAGCUCCUAGACUACGGACCAAACGGGAUGCUGCUCCCCAAGGAGGGAAAGCUGGAGAAGGUAUACAAGGUCCUCAAGGACGCCCACCCCAGACUCCACGUCUACAAGAAGGAGCUCUUCCCCAAGUCCUUCCACUACGCCAGCCACCCCAGGGUCACCCCCCUGCUUAUGUACAGUGACCCUGGCUACGUCAUCCAUGGGAGAGUGAACGUGCAGUUCAACAAAGGGGAGCACGGCUUCGACAACAGUGUCAUGGACAUGAAGACCAUCUUCCGGGCCGUGGGCCCCAGCUUCAAGAGGGGCCUGGAGGUGGAGCCCUUUGAGAGCAUCCACGUGUACGAGCUCAUGUGCAAACUGCUGGGCAUCGUGCCCGAGGCCAAUGACGGGGCCCUCAGCACCCUGCUGCCCACACUCAGCGCCGAGGCCGGCGACGGGGCCCUCAGCACCCUGCUGCCCACACUCAGCGCCGAGGCCGGCGACGGGGUCCUCAGCACCCGGCUGCCCACACUCAGCUCCGAGGCCGGCGACGGGGCCCUCAGCACCUGGCUGCCCACACUCAGCGCCGAGGCCGGCGACGGGGCCCUCAGCACCCGGCUGCCCACGACCCCCUCAGUACGACUGCCCGAGACCAAAGGAGACCAAGUUCAAAAAUGCGGAGGGCGCCUGGGCCCUCCGCGCCCCAAGCAGCGCCCCUCGGGGACAGAGGCAGGAAGCGGCCGCCUCGCCGCGUCCCAACUUCCCCCCGCUUCGGGGCAGAACAAUGGCUUUUUGCCCGGAAAACGAAGUUCGGAGGAGGCCAGGCGCACCCCGGAGACCAAGCGGGACUCGACUGCUGAUCGCCAGGUCCGAAGAGGCAAGGCGCCUCCUUCUUCCCCGCGAGGGACCCGCCCGCGCUCUGCUGACCCACGCGCGCUGCCCGCGGCCCCAACCCACCCAGACCAGGCGCGCCGGACCCCCGCCCGGGGCGCGAAGCUGGUCCCGCCGUGA